CUAUUUGUCUUCUAGCUUAGAUCACCGUCCUCCACCCUCAGUGAGGUCAACCUGGGACCCUCAGCAAACCCACAGUAUGUACAGUAUUAAGAGUCAUGGAUUUCAAUGAUUCAUAAUGCCACGUAGAACUGACAUCUGGUAACCCUUUACCAAUAGAAUUGUGAUCCUGAUGCAUUCAUUGACAAAACUAUUUUCACCUCGAUAUGAUGCCAUACAUCAAUUGCAACCACUAACAUACAUUGCUGUACUUUGCUUUUGAGACUUGGGGCUCUUUUCAAUCCGCGUCGUGGAAAGGAAGCUUUAUAGCGUGAUUGAAAUUUAAAGGCAAUGUUCCUGCUUUAGUGGAGACUGUAUUCACGAUAAACACUGCAUAUGUCGGCUCAAUCUGAAAUGACCUUUACAUUUCUAUCGUGGAAUCUGUAAUGCUUCAGCUUUACAGAUUGAAUAGAGCCCUUGAUCGAAAAUGUUAUUUCAUGCAUCAUACCAGAGUCAUGUUGCGAGACGGUUGUUCUGCCAUAACCUGUUAUGAUAAGUGUAAUGUCAAUCUGUAUGACACAGAUAUCUGUAUCAUCAUUCCUGUCUUGUUUCAGUGCCAAGCCCACUGACUUUGACUUCUUGGCUGUUAUUGGAAAAGGGACCUUUGGGAAGGUAAGACAGACUACACUGCUGUCUGCCUGAUAAAAGGCUGCAUGCCUUCAUCAAUGAUUAACUCAGUCUAUGCAGGACUGUUAAGGUUACCUUGAUGAAAAGGCAAAAACAAAACAAUGAAUGAGGAUAAAGAGUUUUUGACAAAUUGUACUCAGGAUAAGCAGCCAUUUUUAAUUCUUCCAGUUCAUUUGCAGUCCUUUGUCAUUGUGUCUAUGACUACUUUAUUUCUAUAUUUUGUGUGGCUGUUAAUCAAAUAUGUUAUUUGUGUGUACUCAUUCCCCUUCUAGAUUGAUUUAAGAUAUGUUUAUGAUAAGAGUGUCAUAUUAGUAGGUGAAGUGUUGAGUAAACAACCAGAGAUUUAUUGGCAACCACCCUACAUCCAGGUCCUGCUCGCCAAGCUCAAAGCUGACAACAAAUUCUAUGCAGUCAAAGUUUUACAGAAGAAAGUCAUCCUGAAGAAAAAUGAGGUUGGUCUAUAAACGUUUAGUUUAGUUAUUCAUUAUCACAACAAACUCACAUAAGAAUUCUUUAUUUUCUGUGAUAAAGGUCCAUUAAAUUACACUAAUAAAACCCUUUAUGUCAGUAUAUAUUCAACGUGUUAUGAAUUUCACUGUGUAGCAGAACUGGUUUAGCCUAAAUCUGUUGUGUGUUUCUAAGAAAGAUAACAUCCUAAUCUAAUCUGGUGUGUUCUGUCCUUUGUACUCUGACAGACUGAUUAUACAGCCCCAAGUCUCUAUUGUGUGUUUCUUACAAACUGUACAUCCCUAUAAUCAAAACGGUUUUAUUCCCUUAGUUUUGUAUCACUUGAUAGUUAUAAGCAAAUUAAUCUUGGACUUUCUGAGCUACCUACAGACACACGUUAUAGCUGUCUGACAGACCUAGUCAGAUGAGUGUAGGCGGCUGUACUUGUGACAUAAAGCAGCAUAAAUAACACUGAGGACCUUGUAGGAAAGAGGUGUCUCGCUCUCUCUCCCCACUCUUUCUGUAUAUUGUCUCUUGUCUCGCGCUUGGGGUUGAUGCAGUGGUGGUGACAGGGGCCUGUAUUCUGCUGUGUCCUACCCUCUGCCUCGUGUCCGCUGGUUCAAUGCUGCUUUGUGUCCUCUAGCAAAAGAACAUCAUGGCAGAGAGGAACGUGCUGCUGAAGAGCUUGAAGCACCCUUUCCUGGUGGGCCUCCACUACUCCUUCCAGACCGCAGAGAAGCUCUACUUUGUCCUGGACUAUGUCAAUGGGGGAGAGGUACCAAGCUAACGGCCCUGGGUUUCCCGAAAGGUUUCAAAUGACUGUUUGGUUAUGAAAAUGCUAAAAGGAAUGGACUGUAGCAAUGUUCCUAAUAAGUCAUCCUUUAUUUGUAUUAAAGCUGCCAAGCUAUUGCCAGCACAGAAGCAGCAGAGCAGUGUGUCAUAGCCCCAAGCCCUGGGCUUAGUCACACUGUACUCCCAUUUAAUCAUCGGCUCAGUCCAAAGUCUCUCUGUAUCACAGUAUUAUGAGGAGUUAAUAAUGUAGUGCUAGUAAUAUGACAUGCUUUGUCAGAGCCCAGGAGACUGACAGUUAAAACAACAAGACAGAACUGUUUUCUCUCUCCCUGCAUCUCUAACCUCUUUCUCUCCCUCUCAAUCCAUCUCUCUCUGUCUUGUAGAUCUUCUUCCACCUGCAGAGGGAUCGGUGCUUCUUGGAGCCGAGGGCUCGGUUCUAUGCUGCUGAGGUUGCCAGUGCCAUCGGCUACCUUCAUUCCCUCAACAUCGUUUACAGGUCAGACAGUUUGCACAAACACAUUCACGUAGAAACAACACGUUAUUAUGUACAGUAUUGAGGUUCAGUGAAAUCAGAUAUCUUUGUUUGUUUGUUCUUAUGUAGAGAUCUGAAGCCAGAGAAUAUUCUCUUAGACUCUCAGGUAAGUGUUGACUCAUAAAGGGGUGUAAAUGUAAUUGGAUUGUUUUCAAUAUCUCAACUCACUUCCUUCUCAUCUUAGAGAAGAUGGUUCAAGAUUUCGCAAUACAGUAUCAUAUGCAGUCUGUAAGUUCCUGUAAGAUUGGGAUGGUGCUUAAAACGUGUAUGUGUUCCAGGGCCACGUGGUGCUUACAGACUUUGGGCUGUGUAAAGAGGGAGUGGAGCCAGAGACCACCACGUCCACUUUCUGUGGAACCCCUGAGGUGAGGGAUAGCCUGAGAUUGUGUCUGUGAUCAAUGAUAUGUUAAUGAUAACAUAUGUCUAAUAUUCACUUAUAGCUCUAUAUAUCCAUCUGUGUAUUUAUCUCUCUCUCUCUCUCUGUAGUAUUUGGCCCCUGAGAUUCUGCGUAAGGAGCCCUAUGACCGCACGGUGGACUGGUGGUGUCUGGGAGCUGUGCUCUAUGAGAUGAUCUAUAGUCUUGUACGUUUUUGAAUCUUAGCCACCCAAGGCUUUUACUAGCGACAUAUAGUUCAAUGUACUAAAGAUGAACAAUGGGUAAAGAGGAACAAUGAAGAUGCUCAUCCACAUAAUAUUUGAAUGUGUCUAUUUUAAAAGGAUAAAGCUAAGAACAUAAACAACUUCAUAGUUAAGAACACUAUAUCAACAUGGAAGAAAAUGAAACGUAUUCUACAAGAACCAAUAUCACUCCCUUAAAAACACAACCCUAUGGAACAAACCUUGGAUAGUUUUUUAAGAAUUCACCGAUAAAUUGGUCCACAUGGAAAACUAAAGGCAUAGAGAUCGUAAAUGACUAAUAGGAAAUACAUUUAUUUCCAUGACAGGAUUAAAAAGCAAUUUUGGAUUGACCAAUGUAGAUAUUUUCAAAUAUGCAACGUAAAAGUUUUAUAUCAUGACAUUUUGAUUAGGAAUCAGAGCAAUCUUGAGGGAAUCCUAUUUGAGUCAGAAAAGGAUAUUCAUAUGAUAGGUAAGCUAUACAAAACCUUGCAGAGAGCCUAUCCAACAGUCUCUUAGAACUAAAUAUAAACUAUUGAAACCGAGACUUAAAAAUAACUGAUAUUGGCACAAGAUGGAGGGAAUGUUGGAACAUAACUAAUGAAAUUACAGUUAAUGAAAAUGUACGCUUAAUCCAGUAUAAACUAAUGUAUAAAAUGUAUUAUACAAGAGACAAAAUUCACAAAUUCUACAGCACAACGGCAAAGUCAUGUCUUAAUUGUAAAACUAACAAAGACUCAAUAAUCCAUGCCUUCUGGGAAUGUUAUAAAGUCCAAAAGUUAUGGGCGAAGUUAGAAAGUUGUCUGUCAGAAAUAUUACAAUGUAAAUGUACUUUUAUUCCGUCUGUCUGCAUAUUUGAAGACAUGGCAUAUGAGGGUGCAGUGAGAUACCCGAUGGGUUGGACGAUACUUUUCUCGUCAAUCAUCUUGAAAAAACGUAUACUUAACUGGAAAUCAACACAAUGGAAAGGUCAAAUGCUUUAUUAUCUAAAUGUUGAAAGUGUGUGGAUGAAGGAGAGAAACAAAAUGGAGCAGUUUGAGACCAUGUGGCGGAGAGUGAUGCGGGCGCUGGAGAUAGGGGUGUGAGCUUGUAUGUUUUGUAUUGUCCAAAAACAUCAUACUAAAAUAAAAUAGUUUUUGAAUCUUAUAUAGCUACUGUACUUAGCGCAAUCUAAGGCCAACCCAAAUAUUGUUUACAUGUGCAGCAAAUGUCCAAGACAAUUAUGUUACCAACUUCAGGAAAUGUUUCUGGAGUAGCUGGUUGCUACAGCGCUGUGUGUCUCUUCUCCGUUCUACUCCGUUUCUAGCCUCCUUUUUACAGCCGGGACAUGUCUGAGAUGCAUGAUGGCGUCCUGCACAAGCCUCUGCCGCUGCCCCCAGGGAAGUCAGACGCUGUCUGUAGUCUGCUCCAGAGCCUCCUGCAGAAGGACCAGCACUGCAGGCUGGGAGCCAUCGACGACUUUGUGAGUGGCUGACUAGACCCUCUCCAUGGACCAUGAGUUGCAUCUGAAAUGGCACCCAAAGCCCAAUAUAGUGCAGUACUUCUGUACCAUUUCGGAAGCACUCCAUGUCUUUGCCAGUUACUGUGUUUCACUAAUGUUCAUUCAGUUAUACAUUGCUUAUAUCUUGUAUUCUUGUUUUACUUUACAGUUAGAAAUCAAGAACCAUGUGUUCUUCUCCCCGAUUAACUGGGAUGACCUGUACCACAAGCGAAUCACUCCUCCAUACUACCCCAAUGUGGUGAGUUGUUGGAGCGGAUGGUCGGGGGGGCGGGGGGGCAGAACAUAAUCAUUUGUACAAAGCAGAUUGACCACAACUAAGCCCAAAAAUAAAUUGUAUUUGAAAAUAACAAAAAUGUCAUACCUUGAUUACAUUGAGACACGAUCACAUCUCUUUUUUUUAUUUGUGGAAAUAGUUGGGAACAGAUUUCCUACAUUUGCUGGGGAUUUUACUUUUUUUAACCAAAAACGAACCCCCCCCCUCCCCACUUUGGGGGGCCAAAAUAAAUUGCCUGUUGCUGACCCCUAGCUUAUAACAUGCCGGUUGUUUCUUACCAUGUUCUCUAACCUUAACGUCUCUUUCUCUAAAACUUUCUCUCACUACCUUUCUUUCCUCGUUUUCACCUUCACUCUGUCCCUCUCUUUUCUCUAUCACUUCCCUCCAUUCCCUAACAUGUCCCCUCUCUCCUCCAGAAAGGGCCAGCGGACAUGCAGCACAUAGACCCAGAGUUCACCAGAGAGAUGGUGUCUAACUCGGUGGGCCGCACCCCUGAGCUCAACGCCAGCACCAGCAGCUCCAACGCCUUCAAUGGCUUCUCCUACGUCUGUGGUGAAGAAGACCGCUUCCUCUAAGACAGGGAGGGAGGUCCCUCACAGCACCACCACUGCCUGAGCUCGAGGUAGAAGAUACCCCUAACCACAUCUAGGAUUUAAUUCCUCAACCCCAAAUCCUAACCUUAACCUCUAAGUCAGGAGGAGAAAAAUAUAUUUGGCCCUUGAUUCAUCAGUUAGUGGCAACCUCUAUCAACUUCAUUGGCCACAGCCAUAGAAAUGGAGCACAUGAACAGAAUGCAUUUUUGUGUAGGCUAUGGACGGGGCUGCCACGUCUGUUUAUCUAGACAUUAGAACAGGCAGACGCAGCAGGCACAAAUGAUAUGUGUGAAACUAGUCGAAACCAUAUUUCUGCUCUUUUAAGUGCUGUUUUUAAUACAAACACGGUGGACUUUCCAAACAUUUGUUAUUUUGAAUUAAAAGUGAUGAUUGUCAAACAAUACAUUUUUGUACAUUAUUGAUUUGAAAACAUGCUGUUUCUGUUAUCACUGACUUUUUGUAGAUUAGAGGCUUGACUCUAUUGUUGCGUCCAGGCAUGCUUAAAGGAUAGCUCACCCAAAUUACAAAAUUACCUAUUGGUUUCCUUUCCCCUGUCAGCAGUCUAUGGACAAGGUUUGACGGCAAUUCUAGAUGAUUCGAACAUGCGUGGAAAAUGUGCAUAUCAGUACCAUGACUUGAAUGGGAUUUGUGC
Messenger RNA from Coregonus sp. 'balchen', 6069 nucleotides. The record is from the annotation of a GenBank genome assembly. Lineage: Eukaryota; Metazoa; Chordata; Actinopteri; Salmoniformes; Salmonidae.